Messenger RNA from Triplophysa dalaica, 1308 nucleotides. RefSeq names its product polyadenylate-binding protein 1-like. Gene Ontology annotation, molecular function: poly(U) RNA binding; poly(A) binding; mRNA 3'-UTR binding. The record is from RefSeq and is a predicted model, not a curated record. The coding region runs from base 886 to 1308 and encodes 140 amino acids. Gene Ontology annotation, cellular component: ribonucleoprotein complex; nucleus; cytosol. Lineage: Eukaryota; Metazoa; Chordata; Actinopteri; Cypriniformes; Nemacheilidae. The transcript is spliced from 4 exons.
CGUAGCGUACCUUCUACAAACAACAAACAUUGAUUUGACGAGCCGCUGGACGAGACGGAGCGAUCUUCAGAUUUGCAUUUUCCAUUUCUUGACUUUAUUGAUACAUUCAUUUCGUUAAUUUAUUCAUUUAUCAAUACAUUUUCAUCUGAAUUACUCAGUGUCAUAUUUUUGUCUGGUUUUAACAUUUCUUGUUUUUAACGUAUUCUCAGUCCGUGAGUUGUUAUUUUCACAGGUCAGAUGACAUCGUUCAUCGGAGGAAGCUCUUGUGGAGCUGGCGUACCGAGGGAUCAGAUCGCCUCGUUGUUCGUGGGGGACCUUCAUCCAGAAGUGUCCGAGUUCGUCCUCCAUCAGACGUUCAGCCCGUUCGGUCCGAUCCAGUCCGUGCGGGUCUGCAGAGACAGGGUGACUCGGCGAUCCCUGCGGUAUGGUUAUGUUAACUUUGUUAACCACGCCAAUGGUAAGUUAUCUCUCCGUUCUUCACCGUGACAUCUUGGUAAUAAACAUUUGAAUUUGAAAUUUCAGUCUUGUGUAUUUUUCUCCUCGAUGUUGUUUCCUGUAAAUCAUCUUUCAAUUAAGCUAUGUGAAGUGUGCCGUACAAACAAACUUGCUACGUCUUGUCUCUUAUCAACUCUGUCUUUCAGCUGAGAGCGCCAUGGACAGCCUUAUGUGUCAGGAUCUUCUGGGCAGACCCAUGCGGAUCAUGUUCUCCCAGCGUGAUUCCACUCUGAGGACGACUGGGGUCGGGAACAUCUUCAUCAAGGGUCUGGCCAGCAGCAUCGAUGGUGCCCGCCUUCAUGACAGCUUCUCAAUUUUUGGGAAGAUCCUGUCCUGCAAGGUAAUAUCUGCAGUUUGAUUGUUUUCCUGUAUAAGGUAGAUCAUGUGCUGAUGUCUGAAUUCAUGUCGGUUGUCAAGGUGGUCUGCGAUGCACAUGGAUCCAAAGGUUAUGGAUUCGUCCACUUUGCCACCUUUGAAGCGGCAGAGAAGGCCAUCAAAGCGCUUGAUGGCAUGUUGUUGGACGACCAGCUAGUGUCCAUUGGCCACUUUAAAACCUUUCAAGAGCGUCAUGUUGAGCAGCAGGUCAUGGCUCAGGACAAUGAGAGGCACUACCCGGGGGUGAGUCUGUACGUGUGUAACCUGCCCUACAGCUUCAGUGAGCAGCAGCUGUACAGAGCGUUUUCACCGUUCAAAAACGCCUUGACGUUCAGCCUGAAAACCAGCUCGCGCUCCAGCCCGUCAGUCGACAGACAGCAGCGUGCGACCUCGCUCAGAGUCAGUAGCCUCUUCAUAUCUUACUCAUUCUGUAAAUGA